AUGGCUUCCACUGAUGAGGUCGUAAGGAAGGCGGUAUCCUCGGAGUUCAAGGAAUUCGUCAAGUCUCGAGGGCUGGCAGGGGAAUUGAAGAGCCUCUUGCGGACGAGGCUUGUCCAAGAGUUUCGAAGGCGGGAGAGGAGACUUGAAGGCCAUAAGACGAUAAAGCUGAGCUUAAGGACGAAGGCUCUGGUCUCACUUAUUGGAGACUAUUUGAGGUGGACCAAGAAAGACCUCAGCCUCUCGGUUCUCCUGCCCGACUACGGCCUUUCCCCGUCGGAUAUGCUCGCGGAGGAGGACAUUAUGCAAGCCCUCGGGGUACUGGACUCUCAACUCGUCCUUGAUAAAGAGAAUCCUUUGCUAUUGAAUAUUGUCAAUGGAGUUAGCAAUACUAAAAGGGCGUCCGAAUCAGCGAGGUGGAGGACAAAAGCACCAGAACCACCUCACUCGUUGGAGCUUAGGAUAUGCGCCUCUAGCCAGACCGACCCUCCGGAGGGCUUCCUUACUCUAGAAGAGAAGCUGCGUGCACUCGAGGAUGUCGCGGCGGCUGCUUCUGCAGGCAACGAUGAGGAUCGUCAUAGACGAAUAGAAGAACGGAUGCUCCGGUCCAUCGAGCUCCCCAACGCGAGACUGGAGGCUGCCGCGCAGUUGCGAGCUGAACAGCGGACGGCUCGAGAGGAGCUUGAGCGAGAGGCUAAGGAACGGGAAGCGAGGUUCAAACUUGUUGAACAAAGAACAUUGGAGAGAUUGCGGCUGAAAGAGUCCGAGCUUGAUAGGAGGGCGGUCUCGUCAAGAGAGACACUCCUCCGGGAUCUCGAGAUUGAACGAGCCGGCGUACGGGAGAAGGCCCGCGCAUGUGAUAAGGUGUCGGGUGGAUGA
This is a messenger RNA of Perkinsus marinus ATCC 50983, 876 nucleotides long. RefSeq lists its product as hypothetical. Gene Ontology annotation, cellular component: ciliary basal body; centrosome. Gene Ontology annotation, biological process: epithelial cilium movement involved in determination of left/right asymmetry. Lineage: Eukaryota; Perkinsozoa; Perkinsida; Perkinsidae. The transcript has 4 exons. Bases 1 to 876 code for a protein of 291 amino acids. The record is from RefSeq and is a predicted model, not a curated record.